AUGCCUCACUUUGCAAACACUCUUUUAAGAAACAUCAUUACCAGAAAUUCAUUUGAUAACAUCAGGAGGAAACAAUGUCUCCAAUACUUGAAAACCCUGAGAACGCUGCAGUAUGAUGGAUUUAAGACCGUAUAUUUUGGAGAAACCGAUAUCGCUGAAAGUCUCAUAACUGGAGAAGACCUAAGUGAUGGGUAUUUCGUGCAAACUCCAACAUGGUGUAUCGUGCAUGCCGGUGGUAGACACGGAUGGGUGCCUUGGAAGUAUCAGAUGUUCCUAAGAGAUGAGUUAUGCAUCAAACAGGAAGAUAGCCUCUUCUUUGAGUUCUGUGAUGUGGUGAAGAAGACCUAUGGGAAGUGUGCCAUUGUGGUCAAAGAGAGAAGGCAGCAGGACAAGAUGAGGCCAAAAGAAGAUGAAGAGCCAGAGGUCCAGGUCCAUGCUCCAUCUGUCAUUAACUUAACGAGCAUUGUGUGUUGCCCUGAGGUGGCCAAGUCCUAUGGCCAUGAACUACUCUCUCUGCCUUCCCCUUACAAUUACCUAAACCCUUUAGACUCAGCCUGGUCUUCUCUGAAAUGGUUUAUCAUCAAUAACAGAAAGGAGUUUUGUUUUCACUACAUUGACAGUGUCUAUUCUUACCAGUAUAUACUUCUCAGCGAUUUAAUUAGCAAAGGGAUUGAAAGGAUAAACCUAAGCAAAUGGAAAACAAUAACCAACAAAGUACGGAGAUGGGAAAACUACUAUCUUGGUACAUUUUCUUAA
Messenger RNA from Neogale vison (American mink), 756 nucleotides. It is a transcript of the gene C6H21orf140, whose product is annotated as chromosome 6 C21orf140 homolog. The record is from RefSeq and is a predicted model, not a curated record. The transcript has a single exon. Bases 1 to 756 code for a protein of 251 amino acids. Lineage: Eukaryota; Metazoa; Chordata; Mammalia; Carnivora; Mustelidae.